AUGCCGACCGAAAAACUGUGGCCAAUCGAACACUGUGUCGACGCAGACCUCGAACAGGCCGUCCUCAACGCUCCAAAGCUGGGUGCGGUGCGGUCAUUGAGUGCCAGUCGUCUUGCCCCACCGCAUGGGAUCGCAAAGGUCGUCAUCGGUUCGGUGUUGCUCGCUGGUGUCAUUCUUCUACAGCUCCAUCCGGUUUCAUUCCAGAUAUGUAUGCACCGCAAAUCCGUAGGUCAACGGAUCCGCUGCCCAUUCGCCACCAUCCUUUCUGCGAAGGAUCGGUCCCUCCCUCAGGCUGACACCCCACUUGCCGGCCGGCGCAUCUUGACCUAGCAGAGCUCUUCGAUCGACUGGCAGCCGUGCGCCCAGAACGCAAGCUGGUCAUGCGCCCACAUCACCGUACCAAAGAACUAUCUCGAUUUAUCCGCCGGCAAAGCUCAUAUCGCUGUGCUCAAGGUCCCCUCGACUGCCGCUCGCGAGGACCGACUGGGUUCUAUCGUCAGUCUCAGAGUAGGCGCCCCUUUCAUCGUGUGUCCUUGCGGCUCUGAACUUCUCCUUUGUAGUUCGUCAACCCUGGAGGUCCCGGAAACAGUGGGGUUAACUUCAUCGCCAGCUUUGGCGAGUACAUCUCGCAGCUUGUCAAAGGUCCGUCGGUGAAGUACAGCAUGCAACGACUUUGUUCGCUGGCAGGUUUGAGCUCACACACACAGCGCUGACGCAGGACGAUACGACGUCAUCGGAUUCGAUCCUCGAGGAGUGGGACGAACCGAACCACUGGUCGAAUGUUUCAGCUCGACCUUCGACCACGAGCUGUUCAAGGCUCAUACCGUAUUGGAACACGGCUUCGACGUUCACCCGGACCCGAAGUCGCCCGCGGGCCGACGUCACUUGAUCGAACAACACCAGGAGAGGAUGGAGCUGAUGAAGGCCGAAUACGAGCGCUGCGGCGAGAUGAUGGGCGACGAGCUGAGGUACAUGUCGACCCCGACGGUGGCGAGGGAUAUCGUCGAGAUGACCGAGCAGCUCGAAGGCAAGGGUGCGCUCGUACACUACUACGGUUUCUCGUACGGAACGAUCCUCGGUCAAUUCCUGCUCAACAUGUUCCCCGACCGCGUCGGCCGGGUCAUCAUUGACGGUGUCGUCGAUGCCAAGCAAUGGGCCGAGACCAACUCGCCGGUAUGGCUCCAUGACUGGCUCAACUCGACCGAGGCAGCCUACGAAUGGUUCUUGAGCGACUGCCAUCGAGCGGGCCCCAGGCAUUGCCCCCUCGCUCACUAUGGCGACGAGUCUCCAAGCGCCAUCAGCCAGCGUAUCUUUGAUUUUGUUGACCACCUCUAUGAUCACCCGCUUGCGGUUCCCGAUGGUGCGCGACCAGGCAUCUUGUCGUCUGGAGCGGCCCGCUCGCAGGUAUAUGGCCUGACGAAUCGCCCUGCUUUCUGGCGCACCGACGCUGCGCGUAUCGCCGCAAUGCUCGACGGCAACGUCACCGAGGUGUUCAACGCCAUAUACGUCCCCUUCAGCCCUCACGAUCGCAGAGGGCAGCUGGACUUGUCGCGCAUCGCCGUCGCUUGCGGAGACACGAUCGGCUACGAAAGCGAAGCCGACUACCCGACUGCGGAAUACCUCGCCGAGCAGACGUACAGAGCGCUCGAAACCUCGCCUCAUUUUGGUGCCAGUGUUUCUCUGAUCGAACCAGAUGGUUCGUGUGAGUACUGGCCGGCAUCGCGAAAGACGCCCGAGAGAUUCAACGGUCCCUGGAACUCCAAGCUCAAGAACAAGGUGAGUCGCCAGAGGACACCCAGGUACUGCCAGGUGGACUAAUACAUCGAUUGAAUGGUUGCCGAUUGCCCAGGUCCUGAUUAUCGGAAACACUGCCGAUCCCAUCACCCCGUUGACGUCCGCCCGCAAAGCCAAUGCACGAUUCACCGACUCGACGCGCCUUCUGAUUCAAAACUCGCCGGGACAUUGCUCGUUCGGUGGCGUCUCGACGUGCACGGCCAAAUACUUCCGCAACUACUUCUUAACUGGCGAGUUACCCGAAAAGGACGAGAUUGUAUGCGAACUCGACCAGGGGUACUUUGAUUCUCUAGACCCGGAGCAUGACGGUGAACGAGUGGACGAGGAGCUCGAGUUGUUCGAGCUUGGAAAAGCCAUCACUUCCCGAUGGGGCGCAUUCUUGAGCAACUUGCAGUGA
Messenger RNA from Microbotryum saponariae, 2191 nucleotides. Lineage: Eukaryota; Fungi; Basidiomycota; Microbotryomycetes; Microbotryales; Microbotryaceae. The record is from the annotation of a GenBank genome assembly.